GGCGGGCCCCGCCCCUCUUAAAGGGGCCGCCGCCCUCCGAACUCGUCCCGGAGCCAUUUGGUGGGGAUGGACGGGCCGCCGCCGCCCCCUCCUCCUCAGCCGCCGGCCUUCCCCUGCCCCGGAGCCCCCCGGAUCCCGCAGGGAGGCCUCCCGCAGCCCGGCCUCCUCCCCCCCGGGGCCGGGCCCGCCGCCCCGCCGCCCGCCUUCGAGGCCUUCCCUAGACCUCAGGCGGCGGAGACAGGUCCUGCCCGCGCCGGGCCUGCCAACGGAGGAGGAGCCCUCCCGGGGACGCAGGCGGCGGAGGACGGGCCCGCCCGGGCCGGGCUCCCGACGGAGAGGCCGCCCCCGUGCAGCCCCAACAGCGGAGCCGCCCUCCCCCGAACUCAGGCGGCGGCGGCGGCGGCGGCGGCGGCGCGGCCGGUCGGAAGGAGCCGGCAGGAGCCGGCCGGCCGGAAAAGCAGACCCCUGUGCGGGGAAACGGAGGCCGGGGGACGCCAGGACCGGCCCGGCCUGCACGACGACGACGACGACGACGAGGAUGAAGAGGAGGAGGAGGGCGGCAGGGGCGCCCGGCCGUUCCGCCUCCAGGACAGCCGCAGCCUGGACGGGCUGAGCGGGGCGGCGGGGGGCGGCGGGCCGGAGCCGGGAGCCGGCGGCGGGGGGCGGCGGGCCACCAUCUCCAGCGCCCUGGAGCUGGAAGGGACGGUCAGCCACCACGGCGACCUGACGCACUUCGUGGCCAACAACCUGCAGCAGAAGAUCCGGCUCAGCGCGUCCCCGCAGCCCCCUCCGGUUGCCCCCCCGGGCCCCCCGGCCAUCCCGCCCAUCGACCCGGAGGUGCUGCGGGACCUGGAGCGGCUGAGCCGGGAGGUCGGGGGUCGGGUGGACCGCCUGCUAAGGGGCCUGGGCGGGGCGGUGCAGGAGCUGACGGCGCUCAGCGUGGGCUGCAUCCAGACCUACCGCGACGCCGUGGACUCGCUGGGCGAGGCCGUGGACAUGAGCAUCAAGGGGAUGUACACGCUGCUGGCGCGCUGCGAGGAGCUGGACCGCUCGCUGCAGCCCGUCCAGGCCCUGGCGAGACAGGUCCGCGACAUCCGCCGCACGCUGGAGGUCCUCGAGGGGCUCUGCAAGUGACCCCCCCGCCCCGACCCCCUUGGGAAACCAUCCCACUGGGGGGGGGGGGUGUCCCACGGGGGAUGAGGACCCCUCCCCACCGAAGGACCGGCCGGGACGGGGGUGGAGGCUGGGAGCCGGACUCCCGGGUCCUUACCCACCAGCGGAGGGAGCUGGACGUCAUUCCGGGCCUCCAGGCCUCCAGGCCUCCCUCCCGCCCUCGGACCCCUCCCCGGAAUCCGGCCUGGGACGUCGGACCAGCGGGCGUGGAGUUCUUCUCACCUCGAUCCGCCUCGGUUUGGGGCCGUCGGAGUUGGGUGGAAUUAAAAGGCUGCUGCUAAAGG
Messenger RNA from Ornithorhynchus anatinus (platypus), 1457 nucleotides. RefSeq names its product BLOC-1 related complex subunit 6 (gene BORCS6). The record is from RefSeq and is a predicted model, not a curated record. Gene Ontology annotation, cellular component: BORC complex. The transcript has a single exon. The coding region runs from base 67 to 1134 and encodes 355 amino acids. Gene Ontology annotation, biological process: lysosome localization. Lineage: Eukaryota; Metazoa; Chordata; Mammalia; Monotremata; Ornithorhynchidae.